AUGAACGAACAUAAUAGAUUGUAUGGAAGUGCUCUGGACACGUUUUGUGAGCUAUAUCAAGGUGUUUCUUUGGAUAAUUGGCUGAAAAACAACAACAAUACGAAGCUGGGGACGUUUUACAAAAGUUUUGUAAGUUUUUGGGUAAUAUUAAAGUUGCCUUUAUGCUUUUAUGGUUUUAAAAGAAUGCAGAGAUAUGUUUUUGAUAUUUUAUAAACGUUUAUGUGAUAUUCUUGUUCGUUAAAACUUUAAACAGUGUUGUUUUAGCUGAUCAGUCGCAGAAUUAGGCGUCGUAUGCUAUCCAACCUUCUAAAGGUCGAUAUUACGCUUUACAGUGGUUCUAACAUCUAUAUCCAGCACAAAGAUGUGUUUAUCGGUCAAAUACCGUUCGAUUUUGUUAUCAAUAUUGGAUUCUCACCUUUCCGAGCUGAUCAUGUUGUUGUAGAUGAAGAAACAUCACAAGUUGAAGCAGAUCUCAUCACAUUGUUUGAUUACAGAGCUAGAAAGCUUACAACGUAUCUUGGAGUUGAUAUGAAGGUAGUAAAGUAUCUUUUGGAGAAUCUACGGAGGCUUCAGGAACUUGAAUGCCCAGUAGAAGUUUUGGAUUCGAUUGGAGAUGAAUUGAGGAUUCAGAAAGUUGUCUUGGUUCGACCAAAUAGAAUUGGAGGUAGGAUUAUGCGUUUUGAUUUGCCUUUAUAAACUUGAUGUUAACUUUCAUAAAAUAACGUUGAAAUUUUAAAUUAUUUAUUAUGUUUUAGGUAUCUACCAGCUGAUGAAAUCUCGCGUAACUGAACUUGAUCUCACAAACUUUGAUGACUUAACGCUGAAUGAACUAUUCUUUCAUGUACACGAAUAUGAACCUAAUAAUUAUGUAAAGAAGCUCAAUAUUGCGUUAGAAAGUGACACUGGUGUUUGGACAAUCAGAAGCUUGAUCUACAAUAUCAACUGGAUGUUUCCGAGCUUUCAGGAACUUCAUCUUCAAAUCAGGGAUAAGGUAAGAAGUUUUUUUUUAUUUUCAACUUUAAUGUUGUUUGUUUUUGAUAUAAAUCUAAUGUAAUUUUCAGCGAUUACUCCCAGAAGUCAACAAGUUUCAAUUUGCCAACUUCUUCGCCCAGCGCUACUUGGAUUCACAAUUCCAAAACAAGACUUUUGACAUUACAUUUGACUUGAAUUUCGACCUGAGCUAUGUCUUUUUCUACGAAGGUGAUGGAGUUUUCAUACCUAAAAAUGUGGUCAUACUUCAAGAUCCAUUGAUUAAAAUCUGCGAAUGUCUACAGGAAAGCGAAGUUGCUAAUGUCGCUAAGGUCGAUACUUAUGGUAAGUAUAUCAUGUUUUUUUACAUUAUAUUGUGAUAGUCGUUAUAACUUUGGUAAUUUUUUUACAUAAUUUUUUGUAAUGUAGUGGUUAUAUUGCUUUGAUUUUAUAAAAACACGAAAAGAGGUACACGUCAAGAAAAAAUAAAAGAAAAACAAUUAUCCAGAGAAAAUCGCUUGGCAUUCCGCAACAAGAGGAAACAAAUAGUAUGUUAACUUCGCGGUAUUUUUUCGACACGUUAAAGUGCAGAUAUCACAAAAGUGUUUAAUAGCAAUUAAAAAACAAUACUUUAAUUCCCAAAUUUAAAAAAUCUCUGUGUUUGAGCGCUUAAUAAAAAUUUGGUAUUCAUAUUAAAAAUAUGCUUUUCCAAACUCUAAAAUACGUCAUAACUUUGCAACGAGCACAUGAGCAGCUAUAGUGGUAGUAACAGUUGGACUAAGGAGAUAAUAAGGAAUAAUUUGAUACUAAAAACGUCUGAUUCUAUGGAGUAGAACUUGAGUUAUCAAAAGAUAUCAGUUUCAUAUUAUCCAUGCGGAAAUUUUCCAUUAAUUUUUUGGCGGGAUUUUCCUUUAUUUAUUAGUUUCUUUCAUUAUUUAUUUAAUAAGGGUGCUUAAUUGUUACAUUUUUUACCUUCUUUAUCCUUAAAUAACCUCGAAACUACAUUAGUAAUAAACACGAAAGACAUUUUCGAAAAAGAAAAGCUGAAGAAAAAUAUUUUUCCGGUGAGAAAUGCCAAAAAUCUGUUCAAGACACAAAAGCAAAAUCGUUUUUUCUUGACGUGUAGGUAUGAAAAGACAAACAACAGUAGUCCUGGGCGUUUUAUGGUUAUAUUUUAACGGCGCUAGGACACUUGCGGAUUUUGGACGUUUGCGGAUUUUUAAAGGGGUUUUUUUCUUUUUUAUUUAAUUUAGUUGUAGUAUGGUACUAAAUGGUACUAAAAUUUAAAUUGGCACUGUCUUAAUAUUUCUUAAUGUUAAAUAGUACUAAAAGCCCAAAAAGGUACUGUUAUGUUAAAACCGUACCAAUUCAAACUUUUUUAGUACCAUAAUACAACUAAAUUAACUAAAAAGUAAAAAAAACCUUUAAAAAACCCGCGGAUGUCCAAAAUCCGCAAGUGUCCAAAAACCGAAGAUCCGCAAGUGUCUAGAAACCGCAGAUCCACAAAUGUCCAAAAACCGCAUUUGUCCUAGCGCCAUUUUAACUUACAUAGAUUAAAACUAAGCUCUGAUCUUCAAUUUUUUAGCUAAGACAUAUGAGAUCACCCAAACCAACUUUCAUAACAGAAUGAAAACGGUGUACAACUUCUCAAUAGGCCUGCCAAAACGUGUUGCUGGAGUUGUGGGCAAAACCGAAAUCAGAAUUCAACCAGUAAAGGACGUCGGGAAAGCUUUCAUGUUUUUGACUACUCAGUAG
Molecule: messenger RNA, 2724 nt
Organism: Bursaphelenchus okinawaensis
Lineage: Eukaryota; Metazoa; Nematoda; Chromadorea; Rhabditida; Aphelenchoididae
Source: the annotation of a GenBank genome assembly